Messenger RNA from Drosophila teissieri, 1017 nucleotides. RefSeq lists its product as uncharacterized. The transcript is spliced from 4 exons. Lineage: Eukaryota; Metazoa; Arthropoda; Insecta; Diptera; Drosophilidae. The coding region runs from base 298 to 1017 and encodes 239 amino acids. The record is from RefSeq and is a predicted model, not a curated record.
GUGUGAAACACAUAUGAGCAAACUCAACCUUACUUUAUAGAAACUUAUUUUAAAGUUGGUGCCUAACAAACUUUCGUCGUAUUUCGCACGAAAACGAAAGUUGCGUUUAUAAAGGAGUUUAUUUCUUGGUGCUCACGAAACAACGUACUAAUCAAAAAAGUAAAGGCAGAGCACUGUGAACACAAACAUAUAUAUUUUUCAAGAGAAAACAAAACACUAAAGCGUGUAAAAUCAACGUCCACAAACCGGGUCAACAGCAACCUUCGUUUCAAUUUCCGUUCUGAUCGUCGUGCAAAGAUGCCAGCAGCCAGCUCACAUUCACGUCUGUUCUUCUAUUUACUGUGCGCUGCCUCACUCCUAGCCGUUUCCAAGUCGGAUGCCGUGCCAUUACAACCACCAACUGAAGAUUUGGCCUACGACGCAGCUAUACAGCUAGGCUUACUUAACCAUCGUCUUAAUUUACUUAGCCAUGAGGAAGAAUCAAGACAACUAAGUUUACCAAACAUAACACUGGGGAACAUCGUGAACCGCAUACCCUGUAGUUGUGACAAUGGGUUAUGCAAGUGCUGUGCUGGUUUCCUUUCAGUUAUUGGUAUGAACAGUUGCACAGAAGUGGCAUAUCGACCUGAAGAAUUUUCAUUCGAGUUGCGAAUGCGCGUUAACAACAAUAUUUGGUUCCGACAAAAGGUAUCUGGCAAGAAUCCCCCUCCAUUCUGCUUCCGGCCGCCUCGUUUUAAUUUUGCUAAAGCCUGUAUUCAAUUUCAUGAUAUAUGGUUUGUCGGGCGUAAUAUGCACGUUUGCAUGUAUAUGUCAGGAGAAUUUCAGGGCUUUGAGUUGUUUGAAAGAAACUUUGACUGUCUCUUGUUUGGAGAUCACGGAGUUAAAAUUGUACCCCCAGAGCAAGGUUAUCCUGUAAGACCGAACGAUGUCGAUAUUGAUGAUGGAGACGAUGAAAUUGAGGACUACGAUGAGAAUGUAGUUCGCAGUUUGGCAAAAAAGAUGGUCAAAAAAUAUUAA